Molecule: messenger RNA, 383 nt
Organism: Racocetra fulgida
Lineage: Eukaryota; Fungi; Glomeromycota; Glomeromycetes; Diversisporales; Gigasporaceae
Source: the annotation of a GenBank genome assembly
UUUAUGUAAAAAACUUAGAGAAUUAAAUAUGCGUUUACAAGUUAUGGACAUGCACCUUGUGAAUCUUAUACAAUCACAAACUAAUUUACAAUACUUUAAAUUAGAUUGUGCUGGUAACAUCGCUCCCGCUAUAUCAGCCUUGCAAUAUCAAUCAGACUCUUUGAUUCGCGUAGAAUUUUCACACAUUCAAUUUAUUGGUAUUGCUCUUGAUGCUCUAGCAUCAUGUAAAAAUUUGCAAACCUUAUCCUUCAUUAGUUGUAAAGGAUUGACUUCCUUCACUUGGAUGCCUUUGAAGAAAGCUGAAUUCAAACUUCAAAUUUUAUAUGUCAGAAAAUGCGAAACAACACAAGAAUUUUUGGAAUCUGCAAUUGAGACUGCUAAUU